CAACCAUUCCCUGACCAUUGCUAACGAAACGCGAACAAAAGACAGUUCGCCGGAUCUCAGCUCAGCUCUUGGAGAGAUGACAAUCUCUCAACGUUGUACCUCCUCGGGGCCUCGAAAGUGUUCCCAGGCCGCAGUAUCGACGGCAUGUUCUAUCAAUGAAAUCGUCAGACUGAAUUGCCGAGAACAAUUGAUCCUUGAACCUCUCCGGUGGACCGGUCGUCAUGUUGAGCUACUACAAUGCAGAUUUGAAAAGCCGUCACUGGCACCAUCGGUGAUGGAUUCUACUAAUAAAGGCCCUGGUGACCGAUUCGUGCGAGCCCUUGUUGAUGCUGAAGAGUAUAUUUGGCGGGAGUUUAGAACUCGACAGAUCCUUUCGUCUCCCGGAUGCCCAUUUACGGCGCUGAACAACCUUCCCUUCUACUUCGAUCGACGCCAUAUCAGCGAUCUUCCCUGUGUUGUCUUCUUUCCCAAAGGCGACCAUGACCGCAUGGCUAGGGGGCUUGUACCCGCUGUCGCUGCAUAUGUCGACCGUGCCCGCAUCGAUCACCUGCGCCUCGCUGAACUAUACAGAUACCAGGGUAGAAGACAGAGCGAACAUGGCAGCACCCUUUUCAGACUCAAGUCAAAGGAGAUCACCUCUCCCGAACACCUGCACGACCCAUACAUUUUAGCGUUGUUAAUAGCCAUGGCUCAGCUACAACGGGGUGCUCUGCGGCGACGAAACCCUGAGAAGCAGCUUGAUAUGUGCUCUACUUUUGCGUGCCGCGUAUUAUUGACUGAUCUCAAUGAUAAGGCAUGCACCCACCUCUUUACAGCUGAUAUCUCCUCCUCGUUUCUCCAGAAACUUGACCUCCCUGCGAGCCGUCCUUCCGCAUCAGCAUCACCCUUUGUCUCAAUCCAGCAUACAAAGAUACCAUAUAAACCGUACAACACUUUCUGCGACCGUAUUUCCUCGCUUCUGCUACGUGGAUAUCCGAAACGCGAGUCACGAGAGUGAAGAAAUCCGACCGAGGUGCAAAUAGCCGGCCGAAGUAGGCAAAGCGAAACUAUUCUCCUAUAUCCAUAUAGUCCUCUACAUCUCCGGCGUCCUCUGAAUCUUCUGAGUCCUCCAAGUUGAUCGUAGCGCUGAAUGCUGCAUCCGCCCAUGCUACCAAGGCGACUAGGUGACGCACAAAGUACUUGCGGCCGGCUACCUCACGCAUAUCAAACCAAGCCGUCGAGUCCACCAUUAGAUAGGUAGAGUGGUCAGAAUUUGCGUCGGUUGGAUGGAGUGUCUUGAAACAGCGAAUGAAGUCAUUCGUGAUGUUAAAGUGGAAAAGUUUGAUGUAGUACUUGACUGCCACGAUGGAUACGAUACUGGAAGUGACAUCAGCUCGGAAUGGGCAUAUGGGGGUGUGGGGGAAGGGGGGCGACAGGAAGACAAUGACUGAAUGACCUACUUCUCUGCAGAUACACGCAUGGUCUUGGAGUCUUAACGCAAGUGCCUCACCGACUAUUUGUGCCAAUAACUCAUCGGACACAGUUGGACGACUGUCAGCUAUCGCUUGGAAACUGCGUUUAGCUUCCAAUAUUGCCACUUGCAGAUUCUCUCCCAGAUGCUGAAGCUGCACACCGCCAUCAUCGAUAGCUUCAAACGGAUGUCCCAUACCAGCUUCCUCGCAUGUGAAAGAAAGUCGUCGGUCGCGAUAAUGUAUGAUGGGCAAUUCUUUGUUAACCAGCUGAACGUAGUUGAGCACACAUCGGAUAAGGCAGCUCAUGAACCUGACAGUGAAGUCCUCCACAAGUGGUGCUGAUGAUCUUUCCA
Molecule: messenger RNA, 1804 nt
Organism: Coccidioides immitis RS
Lineage: Eukaryota; Fungi; Ascomycota; Eurotiomycetes; Onygenales; Onygenaceae
Exons: 5
Coding region: 77-997 (306 amino acids)
Source: RefSeq, a predicted model, not a curated record